CACUGACGAAUUUAAGCGUAGAAAAUCCAUAGCAACCAAGGUGAAUUCCAAUAAUCGUUGCCAAGGAUUAUAAGCUGCGCUCCCUUAAAUUUGCCGGUGCAUACGGCUAUAAGAUGUUGUUUUUGGAAAUAUAAAACUUGUUUAUAUGAUUUUACUGAUAAUAGCUACCUGCUUGGCUUGACCACAAGAUUAGUCAGUUUUUUUGGUGAGUGGCGCAACGAAGAAGCUAGGGUUACGUUUCAAAAAUUCAUUACCAAGGUUUAGCGAGCUCUAAAAGUGAAUGUGCCGCCACUGUCUUAAAAUUGUAUGAGUAGACACUGCUCGUUCACUUUUGAAAAAAGCGGGAAACUGUUUUCUAACCUUAUAAUUUACAUCUGUACAGUUGAUUAUAUGUUACCAUAAAUAAAACACCUUUUUAUUUAUGAUAAGUCACUUUAAAAAGAAAUGAAAGAUGGGAAUUAGUGGUUUAUUACCCUUUCUGGAAUCUGCAUCGAAAAAAUGUUACAUAAACGAAUUUCGUGGCCUAACAGUUGCGAUUGAUUCGUACUGUUGGCUUCACAAGGGUACAUUUAGUUGUGCAGACAAACUAGUUCGAGGAGAACCCACUGACGCGUACGUGAAGUACUGUUUCAAGUACAUUAACCUGCUGCGCUCUUAUAAUAUUAAACCGAUACUGGUCUUUGAUGGUCAACAUUUACCUGCGAAGAAAGAGACUGAACGAAGACGACGUGAGCAUAGGUUACAUGCUCGAAACCGUGCCACUGAGUUAUUACGUUUGGGUAAAGUGGAAGAAGCCCGUCAGUAUUUACGACAGUCUGUGAACAUCACACAUGAAAUGGCUUUAGCGCUUAUUAAAGAGUGCCGAAAGAAUAAAAUUGAUUGCAUUGUCGCGCCAUAUGAAGCAGAUGCUCAACUCGCUUAUUUAAAUAGAUGCGGAAUUGCCGAUGUUGUUAUAACCGAGGACUCUGAUCUCAUUUUGUUUGGAUGUUCAAAGAUUUUCUUCAAAUUUAACCUCGAUGGUUCGGGAGUCCUAGUCGAGCAUAACAAACUUAUUACUGCCAUGAAAAUGAGACCUGACCAGUAUACUUUCGACAAAUUUCGCUACAUGUGCAUUAUUUCAGGCUGUGAUUAUUUGGAUUCUCUUCCCGGAAUUGGCCUCAAGAAGGCUCACAAAGCUGUUUUACUAACUCAUAAUCCGGACAUAUAUAAGUUAUUACCGAGACUACCUCAAUAUUUAAACUUAAGUAAAUUAGUUGUGACUGAGGAGUAUAUAGAAAACUUCAAAUUUGCCGACGCCACGAUCAGGCAUCAGGUUGUCUACGAUCCUAUAAGUCGAAAGCAAGUACCUCUGACUGACCCCAAAGACGCCAGCACCGAACUUAAGCAUCUAAAAAAUGCGGGAACAAUAGAUGAGAGCGAUCGCUCUUUCGAAAUGGCUAUUGGUAAUAUAGAUCCAAUAAGUUUGAAAGUUAUGGACACUUGGAACCCUGAAGGAGAGGUCCUUGCCAAUGAUAGCAUAUGGUCCAAAGUAUAUAAAAAGUCGCAACAACCCCAAAUUUGUAAAAUUACACCUACCAAGAGAACUGUUGAGAAAGAUGUUCCAGUGGCAGAUACUGCUUUAAUUCAAGAGAGAGAGAUGUUAGAGUACGAAAAGAAACUAGAGGAAGAAUUAAAGGUGUACCACCGUACAGAGCCUCCGCCAAAACGUAGAAAAAGUGAAGAGCCUUCAGCUCCACUCGAAGAAAAGGUGGAAGUUCAUAUAAAUAAUCCAUUUGUUAAGCAAAAAAGACUUAGCAAAUUUAGCACAACUUGUGUGGAUCCAAAUCAACACGUAGUAAGCAGGUUUUUUAAAGUACAAAGUUCUUCGUCAAUUAUAACAAAUAUAGAAACAGAGGAAUGUAAAAACUCGAACACAAUCUUAGAAACUGAAAGUGUUGAAGUUACAGAAUGUUCAAGUGAUGCUUCCUCUAAAGAAGAAUUAGUAGAUGAACGGUUGAGUCCCAUUUUAAAUAAAACAAGUGUUCAAUCAUUUAGGCAUCAGUUUUCCAAAAAAGUUUAUCAACAUUCAAUUGAAAGUGAAACCGUCUUGCUUUCGUGUAGCAGUAUUGAAAGUACCUUAAGUGGCGACAUUACAGAUUCCGAUAUCGAAAAAGUAACAUCAGUUAAUGUUGUUGAUGUUGAAAGCGAAGUUGUUUGUCUUGCCAAGAGUGAGAGAUCUCAAAAGGGCAAGGCAGUACAAGUCAAGAGAUCGGCUGGAAAAGUAGAUCUGUCACGUUUUAGAAAAGCCACCCAGCCGACUAUCUCUAGUUUAUUUAAUAAAAUGAGGACGCAAAGUUAAUUUGUUACUUUUAUAAUUUUUUUUAAUACACAGACAAAUUGAUUAAAAAAUGA
Photinus pyralis (common eastern firefly) is the source of this 2391-nucleotide messenger RNA. Its product is annotated as exonuclease 1. Lineage: Eukaryota; Metazoa; Arthropoda; Insecta; Coleoptera; Lampyridae. Gene Ontology annotation, cellular component: nucleus. Gene Ontology annotation, biological process: DNA recombination; mismatch repair. Gene Ontology annotation, molecular function: DNA binding; 5'-3' DNA exonuclease activity; 5'-flap endonuclease activity. The coding region runs from base 452 to 2338 and encodes 628 amino acids. The record is from RefSeq and is a predicted model, not a curated record. The transcript has 5 exons.